CGGGUAGGGGCGCCCCGAUAACCAGCCACGUUUAUAUACUCCGGAUGCCUCGACCGCUAACAUUCCACGAAGUGUGCCCGAGUUGAGGUGUUGUGCAGCAUAACCGAGGCUGUGCAUAGCGAUAUUAAUUUAUUUAUUUAAUAGGACUAUUUAAAUUAAAACUAAUUCAAAAUGUGCGACGAAGAAGUAGCCGCGUUGGUAGUGGACAAUGGCUCCGGUAUGUGCAAGGCCGGGUUCGCGGGAGACGAUGCCCCUCGUGCCGUCUUCCCGUCGAUCGUGGGCCGCCCUCGUCACCAGGGCGUGAUGGUCGGUAUGGGUCAGAAGGACUCGUACGUCGGAGACGAGGCCCAGAGCAAGAGAGGUAUCCUCACCCUGAAGUACCCCAUCGAGCACGGCAUCGUCACCAACUGGGAUGACAUGGAGAAGAUCUGGCACCACACCUUCUACAACGAACUGCGUGUGGCCCCCGAAGAGCACCCCGUCCUGCUCACAGAGGCUCCCCUCAACCCUAAAGCCAACAGAGAAAAGAUGACCCAGAUCAUGUUUGAGACCUUCAACACGCCCGCCAUGUACGUCGCCAUCCAGGCCGUACUCUCACUGUACGCCUCCGGUCGUACCACCGGUAUCGUGCUGGACUCCGGAGACGGUGUCUCCCACACAGUACCCAUCUACGAGGGAUACGCCCUGCCUCACGCCAUCCUGCGUCUGGACUUGGCAGGCCGUGACCUCACCGACUACCUGAUGAAGAUCCUCACUGAACGUGGAUACUCUUUCACCACCACGGCCGAGAGAGAAAUCGUUCGUGAUAUCAAGGAGAAGCUUUGCUACGUCGCUCUCGACUUCGAGCAGGAAAUGGCCACCGCUGCCUCAAGCAGCUCCCUCGAGAAGUCUUACGAGCUUCCCGACGGACAGGUCAUCACCAUCGGAAACGAACGAUUCCGUUGCCCUGAGGCUCUCUUCCAACCCUCAUUCCUGGGUAUGGAAGCAUGCGGCAUCCACGAAACUACUUACAACUCUAUCAUGAAGUGUGAUGUGGACAUCCGUAAGGACUUGUAUGCCAACACAGUACUGUCGGGUGGUACCACCAUGUACCCAGGCAUCGCCGACCGUAUGCAGAAGGAAAUCACAGCUCUGGCACCUUCAACCAUGAAGAUCAAGAUCAUCGCUCCCCCGGAGAGGAAAUACUCCGUAUGGAUCGGAGGAUCCAUCCUCGCGUCUCUGUCGACAUUCCAACAGAUGUGGAUCUCGAAACAGGAGUACGACGAGUCCGGCCCCUCAAUCGUGCACAGGAAGUGCUUCUAAAUGCGCACAGGAAGCGCAUCGCUGCCACCGGAAGCAGCCCGCGGCCCGGCCGGUCCCGCGGCCGGCUGCUCAGCUCAGGCUUGUAAUCUCCGUUAUUUUAAUUGUACGUAAGAUAUUAUUAUUAUGUAAUUAAAUGGUAAUAGUGACGGCAGGACGGAGCGCGGCGCCGCGGGCGCGCCUCGACCGCCGGCCUCGGUACUGCACUCGCCAAAGGAUCUUUUUGUAAUCUCAUGAAUGAUGAUUGUAUGUGCUGAAACGGAUAAGACUACUUUCUUACUAGGUCAUUUAUAAAUUAUAAAAUAACAAAAAUACAAGAAAAAAAAUCUGAAAAAUUAA
Molecule: messenger RNA, 1638 nt
Organism: Danaus plexippus (monarch butterfly)
Lineage: Eukaryota; Metazoa; Arthropoda; Insecta; Lepidoptera; Nymphalidae
Product: actin-5C
Exons: 3
Coding region: 172-1302 (376 amino acids)
Biological process (GO): mitotic cytokinesis
Source: RefSeq, a predicted model, not a curated record